Messenger RNA from Nomascus leucogenys (northern white-cheeked gibbon), 668 nucleotides. RefSeq names its product small integral membrane protein 21 (gene SMIM21). The record is from RefSeq and is a predicted model, not a curated record. Lineage: Eukaryota; Metazoa; Chordata; Mammalia; Primates; Hylobatidae.
UGCAGUUCAUUUUUAAUAUUCACAAAAGCUUCUUGACAUCAGAUCCAAAGCUCGUGCUGUGGAGAUAUGGUUAAACAUUCUCACGCAGCAUCACUGAGCCAGAGAGCGAACUGAGAAACCUCAGAAUUCCAUGUGUGGGAAGAUUCCGCCCAACUUCAUAAAAUAAUACCUGGACCUGAGAACUCUAUAUGUGGAAAGAUUCCAUCUGGCUUCAUAAAAUAACACCUGGACCUUCAAGGUUGGCAAAGAAGAGAAAAGCUCCUUGGGAACUUAGUUACCAGGUCCCAUAGCACGACUUCUGUGUCCUCAGAGUUGCUGUCAUCAAGGAGACCUCUCACUGGUCACCCCGCUGCAGCCCCCACAUGGACCAGUAUGUGUCCACAGCUCCUCCCUGAUUCCCCAUAGCACAGCUGGGAACAUUUAAACAAGACUCUGCAGGAAAGGGACGGAUACUCAAGGGGAAUUUGCUGCAGAAGAAAGCACCUACCACAUUUGAAAAUGAACACCAUAUUCGUUUCUUCACAUUGUUGGUUCUUUUCCAUGUGACGGUGUUGCUGAGGAAUCAUAGCAGGAUACAAGGGGUUUCUGAAGACUGGAAAAGGGCAAACAGCAUAUUUCGAAAUUUUCUACGUUUGAAGUAAUCCAGGAACACAGCAGAAGCACAAUAA